GGGCGGACGGCAGCCCUUGGCAGACGGUCCCCGGCCCGGCCCCCGCGGUGGCCCACACGCCAGGGCGCCCGCGGGCGGCACCUCGGGGUGGGCUGCAUGGACCCUGAAGGCGUCUUCGGCGAGGCCCGCCGCAGCCUGGACGAGGCGCCCCCCAAGGGCAUGGAGGCGCUGCUGAGCCCCGCCGCCUUCGCCCCCAGCCCCUCCGCCUUCCCGGCCCCCGACGCCGCCGCCGAGCCCCCCACCAAGCAAGGCGCCCCCGGCCCGACGGCCGCCGCCACCCCCUUCUACGGCUGCUUGGGCAGCGGCUACUGCUCCUACCGGGUGGCCCGCGGCUCGCUCAAGCCCUGCCCGCCCCCGCCGCAGGCCGCCUACCCGGCCGAGAAGUACCUGGACGCCUGCAGCGCCGCCCCGGCCCCCGACGACUACCAGGCGCGCCCCGCCGCCGCCGCCGAGUUCGCCUUCUACCCGGGCUACGCCGGCCACUACCAGCCCGUGGCCAACUACCUGGACGUUUCGGUGGUGCAGACCCUGGGCGGGCCGCCCGGCGAGGCCAGGCACGAAACCCUCUUGCCCGUGGACCCUUACCACCAACCCUGGGCCCUGGCCGGGGGGUGGAACAACCAAAUGUAUUGCCCCAAGGAGCAAAGCCCCGCCGGACACUUUUGGAAAUCGGCGUUUGCAGAAGCCGUCGGCCAACACCCCCCCGAGGGCUGCUCCUUCCGCCGCGGCCGCAAGAAGAGGAUCCCUUACAGCAAAGGGCAGCUGAAAGAGCUGGAGAAGGAGUACGCCAGUAGUAAGUUCAUCACCAAGGACAAGAGGAGAAAGAUCUCCGCCGCCACCAACCUCACCGAGAGACAGAUCACCAUUUGGUUCCAGAACCGGAGGGUGAAAGAGAAGAAGACCGUGGCCAAGGUCAAGAGCACCAACAACGCCGGCAGUACUACCAGUAGUAGCAGCGGCACCCCGUGAGAGGGGACUCAGACCAGACAGAGCGGGGCGGAGAGGGGGGGCGGAGAAGCCCCGGGGCCUCCCCACCGCCUCGUGUGAACUAGAGAGGUGGAGGGGAGGAAAGGGGGCCGAGGAACCCGGUCAGACUCCUGCUCCUACUCCUCCCGCCCGCUCCCGGCUCCACCUCGGAGGAAGCAGACGAAAUUCGCACGUCCCCCCCCCCCCCGGACUGGGCGCUGCUCACCUCUGGUCUAUUUUCUAAUUAUUAUUAUUAUUAUUAUUUUGCCUGUGUUUUUGUUCCGCGCUUUCCUCGAAUAAUUUAAAAAAAAAGAAACCCCGAUUUGCAAACCAAACAGCCGGCGAUUUGAGAACGCAGCAACGCUGUGGUUGUGAUGAUGAUGAUGAUGAUGAUGAUUAUUUUGAUGAUGAUGUAAGGGAGGGGGGGAAGCAAACCGUGUGCAAUGUGCCAUUUAUUUUUUAUGGAUUUUUUGCCCCCACCCCGUCGGUUGCCGCCUUAGCUUCAGCGCGAUGCGAAUUGUAUCCUUUUUCCUCUUUGUAUGGAGUUCAGUGAUUUCGAGCUGCUUUGGGGGAGGGUGGGGGGGAAGCGACGGGCAAACAAAAGGAGAAGGGGGCGGGGGUUUGCCUACAAUCGAACCCGAUUUUAAAUAAAUUCUCCCUAAUCAGAACGGCUGGGCUGGCUUCCGGAUCCAUUUGUCAACCGCUCGAAGAGAGCUUUCCACCACCCAACAGUCUCUUCGGCCCAUGAGAAAUAUUGAUGGGUAUUUUUUACUAGGGAACAUAUCUCCAGUUUUAUAUAUGCAACGUAAUCUACGCCGUAGGGGGGGCUUACGCGUUUGAGAAACCAUGUGUACGAUACUAUGUAUGUAUAUUAGGAGUGCAUGCUUGCGUUGGAAGAUGGACCACCGGAUUAUUUGCUUUCUUUCUUUCUUGUCUUGUUGUUGGUUUGAUUUGGUUGGUUGAUCCCACGGCAAUCGAUUAAAAAAAAUGCCUCGGUUGCCUCGAUAUGCAUUUGCUUACUACCAAAAUUUCAGUAUAAGUGCCUUUGGGGGACACUGAAAGAGGCGGGAAGUGGUAGACACCGGGUGCAAUCGUAAGCAGGUCUACUCAGAAGUAAGUCCCAUGUCACUUAAUGGGGCUUACUCCCAGGAAAGUGCCUUUAGGGUUGAAGCCAAAAGCUACUACAGCUAAUAUAAUCCUAAUCAUGUAUGUGAGGCCAAAAGGGCCUAAUUCCCUUCUAAGCCUUAGGCGGAAGGAAAAGACUAACUCAAGAGUUACUCCUCCUUCCUUCUGGGGCUGGCUGGCCCUUCAAGACUCAGGCCUUAUCGAUUGACGGUUUGGAGCCGUGCAGCUUAAUUCUAGGCAAGUUUACUCAAAAGUAAGUCCCCUUGAAUUCAGUGGCGCUUACUCCCAGAUUACUGUGCAUAGGUUUACAGCCCGAUUGUAUGCGUACAACACAUGGGAAAUGGGUUGAUAUUUCAAUUGGAAACGACUGUUGACUUGGCACUUGUUUCUCUGCUCCUGCAAAUAUUUGGAAGGUAGUUUACGUGACUCACCUUUGUGUACGUUUCUUUGGAAUGUUUUGGACGGGGGAGGUCUGGGAAAAUAUGUUCUGAAGUCUGAGUAAAACAGAUGCUUCUAUGCAGCGAUACAUAACGGUAAUAAAUACUUCUAUGACUGCUA
This is a messenger RNA of Sphaerodactylus townsendi, 2649 nucleotides long. It is a transcript of the gene HOXB13, whose product is annotated as homeobox B13. The record is from RefSeq and is a predicted model, not a curated record. Gene Ontology annotation, molecular function: RNA polymerase II cis-regulatory region sequence-specific DNA binding; DNA-binding transcription factor activity, RNA polymerase II-specific. NCBI's taxonomy places the organism in Eukaryota, Metazoa, Chordata, Lepidosauria, Squamata, Sphaerodactylidae. Gene Ontology annotation, biological process: regulation of transcription by RNA polymerase II. The transcript has 2 exons. Bases 97 to 969 code for a protein of 290 amino acids.